Ogataea angusta is the source of this 1833-nucleotide messenger RNA. RefSeq lists its product as uncharacterized. NCBI's taxonomy places the organism in Eukaryota, Fungi, Ascomycota, Pichiomycetes, Pichiales, Pichiaceae. The transcript has a single exon. The record is from RefSeq and is a predicted model, not a curated record. Bases 1 to 1833 code for a protein of 610 amino acids.
AUGAGAGUGACAAAAAAGGGCAGAAAGGAAGAAGUGGUGGCUAUCAAACCAGACCCAGAGCAUGUCGAUGGUCUUGGGCUGGCAUGUCCAGCAGCUUCUUGCGGCAGAUCAUCAUCUGCGUCAUUUGACAAGCUCGGUAACUUGGAGCAACUAAAUUCUGGGAUCGGCUCUGAUGAGACCCGCGACAGCAGCAUCGAGCUGGAGUCUUCGCUUCUGGUGAUGCCGGUGAAUCGGAACCUGCAAAUCACUUCAAAGGGCCAGCCUUCCUACACUAAAAAGAUCUGGAAGAUAAAUAAGUUCAAGACGGAUGAUGCCGAAAAGCAGUCGAAGAUAAUACAGGAUGCGCAGAAUCUCGUAUUGAACGAUUCGUCCGCCAAGACGAACAAGCACGGGUUCAGGAAGACCAACGUCAAGCCGAAGGUCAACAAGGAGGGCACCCCGAAGGAGUUUCUAUUCGUUAACUGCACACCGACUGCUGCUGCAGAAUCUCCCGCAGAUGAGCAGGAAAAAAAAGCUACAGCCGGGCCUCGCAAAGUUUCGCGGCUUUUUGGAAGCCGCUCACUGAAGAAGGACAAGGACAGCAAGGAACCCGAAUACCAGCCCCAGGCAGUCAAGUCCGAAGUUCAAGAAGAGAUUUCGAACGGGCGCAUGCCGUUUUUGAACUCCUCUCCGUCGGUGUUUAUGGGCCCAGAAUCGUCAAAAAGAUCGUCCCUGCGAAAAUUUUGCAGCCGCAAACCAAAGGCCGAGGUCCACCACUCUGGCGACUCGUCGUCGGCAGCGACUCCCUCGGAGUACACUCUGACCCCCAAGAGCGGCACGGGCAAUGCAAAUGCGCCCUAUACGCCAAUAACGCCAAUUCUGUCCACCAGCUCUUCUAUGACCUCAAUGGUAUCCACUGCCACUCCGCAGCCGGAACACUUUACUGGUUAUGGCCAAUACCCGACACCGUUCACGAUGUCGGCUACCGCGGGUGCCCGUGAUCGUUCGGACUCAGGAAACUCCAUAUAUCAGUCGCUGCAAAAUAAACAGCUGCUGCAAUCACCAAUCGUGAACACGCCAUCGCAGCACGGAGAUGACGAGUCUGGAACUGCCUACGACGAACUGGUUGAGGUGUCUCCGGUUAGCACCUCGGUGACGAAGAAAAUGAAGACUCUCAGACGGUCGAACUCCAUAGUCUCUGUGACUUCUCUCUCAUCGCAGUCCCAGUACCCGCCGUCGUCCCUAUCGUCUGGUGGUUAUUAUGGCCUUGGAGCAGCCUUCUCGCCAUCAAAUCCCGGAUCGGGCUUUUCGAGCGGCAGAGUCGCGCCCAGAACCCGCUCUGCAAGCAAUACAGUGCCGAACACCGCCCAGAAAUCUCCGCUGAUCAAAACUUUGAGCCAUCAGAACAUGCAGUUUGCUUAUCCCACAGUGCCGGAAAACGUCCAUCCUGCCGGAAAUCAGCCUCUCUUUGACUCGCAACUCAUAAACUACACAGAGUACACCCCAUUCACCCAACAGCAACAACUAGAUACCUACUUUGAGGCCUCUCAAUCCCCUCAACAGACGUCUUACCCGUAUGCUUUGACUAUGGAAGAGCUCAAAAAACAGCAUGACGACCUUAUACAGCAGCAUCAAUCGUUGUUCUAUUCGUUCGGCCCCAUAGAGCAGGAACAGAUACCAGCAGCCAAAUACGGCUCUCCGGUCACCAAUCCGUAUUUUUCUGCUCCGCUGGGCCACUCAAAUAGCACUUUCACCACCAGUUCCGCCGAAGAUUCGUCACGAACUCAAACUGGUCUGGAUCAGGAGAGUUUCGACCUCUACCCCUUCAUUGAGGGGGACGAUCACCGCAAUUGA